AUGUCGUGUUUGAAAAUGCUGCUGCACGUUUGGUACCGCGUGCUCAACUGUCACGAGCUCCUGCAGCCGAUGAGGGAGAAGGUCAAGGACCUGGACAGUGUGGCGCUGGUCAUCGUGUUUCUGACCAACAUGUUGGAUAACCUUCUGCUGACGUCAGUCGUGCCUAUAAUCCCGGCGUUUCUGAUUCGUCUUGACAAAGAAGAGUUCUACACCCACAACAACUUGACCUCGACAAGGUUUCUACCAAACCAGAACAGCAGCGACCCCUACAUAAACCUAAACACGACCCUGCUAGGCCCGGCCAUGGCCAACGACUCGUCUGGCCAUCCACGAUUCUCCUUGACCUCGAUGGCCUACAGUGAGAACGCCAGAGUGGGGUGGCUGUUGGCCUCCAAGGCCAUCGUUCAACUCUUCGCCAAUCCGGUCGGCUAUCCUAUCCUACUGUUUGGUGGAUCUAUUGUGUUAUUUAUAUCUUCCUUAGUGUUUGCUUUUGCGGAGAGUUACAUCCCCUUGCUGGUUGCAAGAUCUCUUCAAGGCCUGGGAUCUGCUGCUACUGUUAUUGCAGGUAUGAGUAUCGUAGCUCGACGAUAUCAAGACGACAAAAGCCGGAGCAGAUCUAUGGGCAUUGCCAUGGGAGGUGGAGCCUUCGGUGUUCUGAGAAAAGAUGAACCGUACUUCCCCCGCCCCAUAGACUAUCUCGUCUUACAGGGCACUUUAAUUUUUACUCAAGCAGAAAUCACUCCCCUUCAUGUUUUGUUGAGGGAUCGUUACAUCAUCAUAGCUACAGGUGUGGUGAUGCUGACCACUAUGUCCAUGUCAGUUCUAGAACCGACCGUACCGCUCUGGGCCAUGAGCACUAUGCACGUCAAGAACUGGGAACUGGGUCUGAUCUUUCUACCGGAUAGCAUCGGCUACUUCAUAGGGACGAACUGUUUCGGUGUGGUGGCCAGAAACAUUGGAAGAUGGUCAUGUUCAUUAGCCUGUAUGCUGCUCAUAGCGCUAUGCCAGUUCUGUCUUCCGUUCGCCACAGCAGUUCCGCAGUUAAUUCUACCUCAUUUUGGCCUCGGUCUAGGCCUGGGUAUAACUGACUCCGCCAUCAUGCCUCUCCUAGCCCUACUUGUUGAUGUACGUCACGAGGCGUUCUACGGGUGUGUCUACGCCAUCGCCCAGCUGGCUGUCUGCUUGGCCUACUCUGUGGAAGACAAAAUAGGUCUUUCAAAGGAACUUCCAAAGUUCAAAAGAGACCCAUUGUGUCAAUACAAUCAGCUGAUGCGGGGAAUGGCUAUCAUCAACAUCUUGUUCUCUCCCCUGUGCUACAUACUCAAGAGAGCUCCAACAGGCCACAGUGAGGAUGUGUCUCUGAGUAAAAGCUCAAGAAAAGACAAGCCGUACACACAGGAACCUGUAGAGGCUGACGAGGCGUGUUUCUCUUAUGGGAGACUCUUUGAUGACGAGGAUUGA
Molecule: messenger RNA, 1461 nt
Organism: Physella acuta
Lineage: Eukaryota; Metazoa; Mollusca; Gastropoda; Physidae
Product: synaptic vesicular amine transporter
Biological process (GO): aminergic neurotransmitter loading into synaptic vesicle; transmembrane transport
Cellular component (GO): terminal bouton; synaptic vesicle membrane
Molecular function (GO): serotonin:sodium:chloride symporter activity
Source: RefSeq, a predicted model, not a curated record